Molecule: messenger RNA, 2379 nt
Organism: Ostrea edulis (European flat oyster)
Lineage: Eukaryota; Metazoa; Mollusca; Bivalvia; Ostreida; Ostreidae
Product: prostaglandin E2 receptor EP4 subtype-like
Exons: 2
Coding region: 1000-2004 (334 amino acids)
Biological process (GO): adenylate cyclase-activating G protein-coupled receptor signaling pathway; inflammatory response; positive regulation of cytosolic calcium ion concentration
Cellular component (GO): plasma membrane
Molecular function (GO): G protein-coupled receptor activity
Source: RefSeq, a predicted model, not a curated record
AAAAAAAGAUUGCUUUGAGAUUUGAAUAUGCGGUACAAUGAAACAAAAGGUAACAUUCAUCUACAUUAUUUAAAGAACAUGAAAUAAAUUACCUAUCAGAUAACCCCCCCCCCCCCCUCCAAUACCGUCCUCUUGCUAUUUUAUACGUAACACAUGCGAAAUGCCAAAGUGCAUUAGAAUGCCGAAGAGUUCUUGAAAACGUUUCUUUUUUUCUCUAUCAGAAACACAGAGAAUCUUAAUGGCCCAAACAAUGUUUUAUCGGCCCGGACAAUUUUAUGAACUUUUAAAUAGCAAAUUACAUUGAAAAUAAAACAAUGAAUUAAAAUUUAAUCAAAUUCAAUUCCAUGUAUUUUGCAAACCUGCUGUACAUUUCUUCAUUCUGUCCGCAUUUUGAAUCACUAUCCAUUUCCCUUUUAUCAUCGAUGUGUCUUCUAUCUCUCUCUUUGGAUUUUCCUUUCAGGAAGGGUUGUUUUACUUUCAUUUAUCAUUUAGGAAGUAUUGCUUUAUUUUCAUUUACCAUUUUGAAAGAUCUUUUUUUCUUCUUUUUUUUCCUUUAUCAUUUUCGAAAAAUUGUUCUAUUUUUAUUUGUCGUUUAGGAAGAUUUUUUUUUUCAUUUAUCAUUCAGGAAAUAUGGAUUUAUUUAUGGAAAUCCUGAUAGAAAAAAAGAUAUAGAAGAAAUCCUCCUUUACUGAGAUAACAAGUUUUCCCAUUUUUGAUUUCCUUAUCUAUUUAUCGAAUGAUACCAUCUGCAAAUAGGGUCAGUAUACGAUAAUUCUUUAUCUUUUUAAAAAGUAUGAGUGUGUUUAUCUUAAAAGCAAAUCACCUGUGUUUGUUUGUAUUCUUAAAUACGGAAGAAGAAUAAACUGCCCAUAGUCGCCAUGGCCAUCAUGAAAUAGUAUAAUCACUAUCUGUGUUUCACUACAACACAAUCCAUGCCUUUUAUCUAAAUGUCUCUAUUAUAUUAAUUCAAAAUAAGGAUACCUCGACUACAACGUGACUAUGUUGACCUGGAACGCCUCGGUUAAUGAAACUACCUCCAACACCACAAUAGAUACAGUGUACAAUGCGAUGCCUGUAUACUUACUGUUUUUCUUUGGAGUUGGUGGGAAUAUCAUUGCCCUGGUGGUGUUAUUACUGACAGCCAAAACACACAACUGGAGGCCAUUCUACAGAUUUGUGUGCGGAUUAGCGAUGACUGAUGGCGGUGGUGUGCUUGCAUCCAUUCCCGUAUCUCUCUCUAUAUACGCCUCUCAUUUUAGGAGGGAAUUGUCGCCAACUUUGUGCGACUAUGAAAUGUUUAUGUUAAUGUUUACGCUGAUGUCGUCUGCAAUGAUAGUCUGCGGGAUGUCAUUUGACCGAUUCUUUGCGACAUUCUUUCCAUUACAAUACAACAGACCACACAAGGAAAUUCGAACCAACAUUGUACUGGCAGUAAUAUGGGGACUUUCGGCACUCAUCAGCAGUUUACCUCUGUUUGGACUGGGUUCCAGUCGGAAAUACUAUCCGGGGUCAUGGUGUUUUCUUAACUAUAUUGAAACAACAAUCGCGUUGAACAGAAUUGAUGCCAUCAUUUAUGCCACUAUUGGUGUGAUAAUUGUCCUGGCAACGUGGGCCUUCAAUAUUGCUGUUAUUGUCUACUUCAUCUGCAAGAGAUAUGCAGGGGAAUCCACGUGGAGCGAGUGGAAGGACGUGCAUGUCAUCAUUUUCCUUCUGGCAGUCGUGGUCCUAUUCACUUCUUGUUGGUUCCCAUUAAUGGUAAACAUUCUGCAGCAUGCCAACUUUGCACUUCCGGAGACGGCGGGUAAGACGGAGCUCCUGUUAACCAGACUGAGCAUCACUAACUCCGUGGUGGACCCCUGGAUAUACAUCCUCCUCAGAAGGGAGAUCUACUCCUCCCUGCUGGCGUGUGUCAGACGCGUGUAUCACACGAGGAGAGCAAGUCACACGACACGGGAUCAGAGCUCUGGGGACAAAUUAGAGAAUAUUACAUUAGAAACGAAAUAAUUAAUUUUUACAGUGAUUCUCGGUAAUUAUUGACAUGCAUAUGAUAAAUACUACUUAAAGUAUGUUCCGAUAUAACAACAAAUCUAGCCGCCAUUUUGAUUGGUCAAAUGUGAAAGGUUAAAUAACCUCAAUGCUGCCGGAUCCUUCAGUGUAACGGUUAGAAAAGAUCUGUUUUAAAUUUCGGCUUGAGCAUCACUGAAGAGACAUUAUUUGUCGAAAUGCGCAUCUGGUGCAUCUAAAUUGGUACCGUAUAAGUUUUACAUUGUACAAAAAGAGUAUCUGUCUGUUCAUUUAGAUAUUGUACCUGUAGAAUUGUUGUAAAUUAAAUGCAAUGUACAUAUAUAUAUAUAUGAAAAUAAAUGUAUUUUUAAUUUU